AUGGCCCAUGGGUCCCGGCUGGACCGGUGCUGCCCCGAUGCCCACCCGGUGGAGUCGCUGCCUCUGCAGAUCGGCUCCGUGCAUGGCGCUUCGGGAGAGUACGUGGAGGGGGUGAGUGACCAGGACGUCCUGCUCAUCCACUCCUGCCGCCAGUGGACCACGGUGACGGCGCACAGCCUGGAGGAGGGACACUACGUCAUCGGGCCCAAGAUCGACAUCCCGCUCCAGUACCCAGGGAAGUUCAAGCUGCUGGACCAGGACCGGGACGUGCGGGAGCCCGUGCAGUAUUUCAACAGCGUGGAGGAGGUGGCCAGCACCUUCCCGGACCGCGUCUUCGUCAUGGAGGCCAUCACCUUCAGCGUCAAGGUGGUGUCGGGGGAGUUCAGCGAGGACAGCGAGGUGUACAACUUCACGCUGCACGCGGGGGACGAGCUGACGCUGAUGGGCCAGGCCGAGAUCCUGUGCGCCAAGGCGGGCAAGGAGAAGUGGCGCUUCAACAGCCUGCUGCGCAAGCUGGGCCGGGCGGCGCCGGUGAAGGAGGAGUGCCGCCUGCUCAACGCGCCGCCCGUGCCGCCCCGGGGCGGCCGCCUGCACGCUGCCCCCAGCCCGCCCGUGCCCCUGCGCUUCCCCAAGCUCCCGCCUGCCCAGUCGCCCAGCCCCAGCCUCUCCUACUACUCCUCCGGGCUGCACGACGUGUGGCGCCCGCCGGCCGACCUGUCGGCGCUGUCGGUGGAGGAGGUGUCGCGGUGCCUGCGGUUCAUCGGGCUGUCCGAGGACGUGGUGAGCUUCUUCGCGCGGGAGCGCAUCGACGGCAGCAUCUUCGUGCAGCUCACCGAGGAGAUCCUGGCCGACGACUUCAAGCUCACCAAGCUCCAGGUCAAGAAGAUCAUGCAGUUCAUCAAGGGCUGGCGGCCCAAGAUCUAG
This is a messenger RNA of Alligator sinensis (Chinese alligator), 924 nucleotides long. It is a transcript of the gene GAREM2, whose product is annotated as GRB2 associated regulator of MAPK1 subtype 2. Lineage: Eukaryota; Metazoa; Chordata; Crocodylia; Alligatoridae. The record is from RefSeq and is a predicted model, not a curated record. Bases 1 to 924 code for a protein of 307 amino acids. The transcript is spliced from 6 exons.